CGACGACUUUAAAGUUUCUUGGGAGAUUUUCAAUUUCGCUUUGCUUCAGUUGACCAGCAAUAGUCCAAUGUUUGGCCGUAUGUACAGUGCAAUCAGGUAUUUAGUCGACACAAUACCCUCGGGCGACUACACUCUGCACAUGCUAAAAGAGGGGGUCCUGCCUUGCUUGGAAUCAUUUAAAGAGGUAUCAAACAAUUUAAGUAUGUUAUUUGGAACCGGGUAUACCCUACGAAUAGACUCUGAGUAUAAUUCACGAAUGAGUUCGUUUCCUCGUAAAUUGUCAUUGUUUCUCACUGGCCAAUACAAAACCACCAUGGAGUCGUUCUUGGAAAAAUAUUGCACGGUAACGGAAACGAGUGUUAUUCCUAGUGGUAGUGAGCAAACCAGUUUGAAUGGUAAAGACAAACCGUCACCGACAGACGUGGCAUAUCAGUUAGGAGAAGAAAUCCAAAAACUUGUGGACGAGGUGUGCGAAAAUUGCUAUUCACAUUUGGGUUUCGUGUACAACAGCGACGAAGGAACGACUUCAUUAGCUAGUCAAUCAAUUCCAUAGAUGUACAGUAUCGUGGGAGCUUUC
Adelges cooleyi (spruce gall adelgid) is the source of this 577-nucleotide messenger RNA. RefSeq lists its product as uncharacterized. Bases 68 to 553 code for a protein of 161 amino acids. The transcript is spliced from 2 exons. The record is from RefSeq and is a predicted model, not a curated record. NCBI's taxonomy places the organism in Eukaryota, Metazoa, Arthropoda, Insecta, Hemiptera, Adelgidae.